Molecule: messenger RNA, 1963 nt
Organism: Durotheca rogersii
Lineage: Eukaryota; Fungi; Ascomycota; Sordariomycetes; Xylariales; Xylariaceae
Product: ribonuclease H-like domain-containing protein
Exons: 2
Coding region: 146-1678 (510 amino acids)
Biological process (GO): ribosomal large subunit assembly; rRNA processing
Cellular component (GO): nucleus
Molecular function (GO): nucleic acid binding; exonuclease activity
Source: RefSeq, a predicted model, not a curated record
UUCUCUUCCUUUUCAUUUAUAUACCGCGAGGAGCAGCUAGAAUUGCCGGCCAUCCAUCCUCGCUUCUGAUCUCCUCCUAAAUACCUAGGAAGCCGUCUUAUUGUGGGCGCUCCCUGACCAACAGCACCCGGGUACCGCCUCCACCAUGGCGAAAGGCAAUGGAUCGUCGAAGUUCACGUGCGAAUGCAACUUGACAUUCAAAGACCGGCUAAAGCUCCUCGACCAUGCUAGACAGGCGGGGCAUAUGAAGAGUAGUACGUGCGUUAAGUGCUGUCGUGUGUUUGCAACGGCAGAGAGCCUCCAUCAGCACAACGCAGCUUUUAAGCACAAGAAACCCCCCGUUCCUGUGGCCGCAGGUGUCGCUUCUAGCAGCACGCCCGCAAAGACGACUCCCAACACUGCUGCUGCUGCUGCGAGUAAGCCCGCGGCCGCCGUGUCCACCGCGAACGCGCCCGCGAGGAAAGCCACCUCCGGUCCGAAGCCCGUCUCCGCUGCGAGCAAGCCUGCGCCAGCCGUACAAGCGCCGAAGGCCGCUGUCAAGAAGAAUCAACCGGGUAUUGCUGCUCCCCCGACGAAGCCCGCAGCGCCUACAAAUACUCCCAAGUUACUGGGAGGUGUACCCGUACAGAAGGAACCUCCGAGGCCGCCAGUCAAAGUUGCGCCGACUCCGAGCGGCAGUAGCUCUGCGCAAGGCGCUGUCGUGCUUGCGAAGAUGCCCGGCGCCCCGUACGCUUGGGUGUCGGCACCCGUGGGGAACGAGUUCCUGGGGGCCUUGAUCGACCGCUGCCACAGCGAGGAGCUCUUGCUCAGCCAAGGCUACUACACCGGCCCCGUCGCCGGCCGGAAGCCUCCCAACUUCAACGUGCGCGGCUUCUUCCCGACGCCGAGAUGGAACUCCGCCGUUCCAAAGCGCGACGCCGUCGCCAUCGACUGCGAGAUGGUCGGGGUCGGGCCCCGGGGCUGCCGCAGCUCGCUCGCCCGCAUCUCGGCCGUCGACAUGCUGACCGGAGAGGUCCUCAUCGACCAGCUCGUCGUGCCGAACGCGCCCGUCACCGACUGGCGCACCAAGUACAGCGGCAUCACCAAGGAGAUGAUGCGGCAGGCGCAGGUGAGCGGGCGGGCCUUCGCGUCGUGGACCGCGGCGCGGCGUGAGCUCUUCCGCUUCGUCGACAUCACGACUGUGCUGGUCGGGCACUCGCUGCAGCAUGACCUGCGGGUGCUCGGCACGUGGCACGAGCGCGUAGUCGACACGGCGCUGCUGGCGGCCGAGGCCGUCUUCGGGCGCGGCCAGCAGCUGAGCCGGAUCAUGUCGCUGCGGGAACUGUGCCACGACCUGCUGGGCGUCGCCGUGCAGGGCGCUAAGACGGGCCACGACAGCCUCGAGGACGCGCUGGCGACGCGCGAGCUCGCCAUCCUGUGCGUCGCCUGCCCCGGCGCGCUCGUCCCCUGGGCCGCCACUGCGCGUGCCCAGUACGAAGCCAAGGUGGAGAGGCAGCGCCGCGAGCGCGAGGAGCGCCGCGCGCUGCGGGAGAAGAAGAAGGCCGAGCGGCUGGCCCGGGGGUUCGACUCGAGCGACGACUACGACUGCUACUCCGACAGGGAGUUUUUGGUCAUGACCGAAGCUGAAUUUCUCGAUCAGAUCGAAUACCCCCCAGGCUACGAUAACUUUUCGGACUAGGCGGGAAGCGUUGCCCCCCGGGACAUGCCGAGUCUCUUGCUGACGUCCCGUCGCGUGAUGCGGGUGGAUGGGUGCUGUCGCGCCUCGGCGAGCAGCUUGGCACAUAGAGGCUAGUUUAGGGGUUCUCGACGGCUAUCGCCGAGACCCCUAUUAUAGUUUUAGGGCUUAGCUGGAAUCUAUGAGAAUCUCGUGUUUUUUUACUAGUGCAAUAGGGGAAUAUGUAGGUAGAGUAUACGUAACAACACCAUAAAACAUUGCAAUGUUGGCAACUGGUUGCAGGCUUCA